Microbotryum saponariae is the source of this 805-nucleotide messenger RNA. The record is from the annotation of a GenBank genome assembly. NCBI's taxonomy places the organism in Eukaryota, Fungi, Basidiomycota, Microbotryomycetes, Microbotryales, Microbotryaceae.
AUGUGCUGCGUCAUUGGAAAGAUUUACAAGACAGGUUCUAUAAUAGAUCCUCACACUUCCCCUUAGAACCUUGCUUUGGCAUCUUGCUCUACAGCAUGGUUCGGAGACAGCCGCCCCCUUUCUCUUGUUAACCGACAGACGCUACCAUGUUGGAAUCAACAAUGAUCCCGAAAAUGAUCAACAAAAGAAGAAGAACGGCUGGACCAGGAGUCGAACCUGGGUCGUUUCCAUUAAUCGGAAAAGCUUUGACCUCUAAGCUAUCCGGCCCCUGAUAUCAGUGCAAGGUGUACUAACACCUUCAAUAACCACAGCAUCAGCGACACCAAAAAAUUUUCGGUCAGAAGCUGACUGUCUUGAAACUUGUUGCGCAGUGGAAGGCUGCGCACCUCUCCCUCUCUCUACUUUGCGCAGUAGCGAUUUUCGUUCUUGGAUGGAUCGGCAAGCCGGGUCGAUCGUCGUUGCGUUGAAGGCUUUGUGAAGUUCUUCCCUCUCUUUCCCCCCCUUUCUCCCUUCUCUUCCUCAUCUCGUUCCUGUUGCUCGGUUGUUGACUACGCUUCAGCCACUUCUCCUUUUAUUCCUAAGCCGUGUGUUGGAUUCCGUCGAAUAGAUCGUUCGUUCGCGUUGGUCAAGAUCUACGGCAUGGAUCGGGAAGAAAGGUCGCUCGUUUUUUUGGUCAAUAUCCUCGCGUCAAGGCGAGGCUCGUUUCGUUGUAUUGGAUCGUUUUCGCUCGGCCCCGACGGCUCAACAGCCAGCACUCGAGACUCAGCCAAGGGAGGACAUCAGGCGCUGUCGGGGUGACGAGUAG